GUUUAUGCUUAAUUAUUGUUUAGUUUAGACGGUUGCUAAUGGAGUGCUGGGCUUGCAUUACAUACGUUUCGUUUUAAUUUUAUAGUUUUUAUUUUAUACAAUUUUACUAUUAAUCAACAAGAAAAUCGCACAAAUUUAUCUUAUCUAUGUAACUUAAAGCAAGAACAAAGGAAUACCUUUUAAAUAAUGUGUUAACACCAUAAAUUAUAAAGUGUAUAUUGAAGCAAACAAAACAACAAGUGGAUUUGUUUGAAAGAAGAAAUAAAUAAACCGUCUACUAUUACAUUGUGUUAUUUUAAAGUAAAAUCAAUUAAAUUACGGAAAAACAGGAGAAUUUAAAAAUUAAAUAAAAAUGUCCAACGUACAAGAUGUGGAAAAUGGCAUUUAUCCACAAUUACAACAAAGACCACAAACUAAUCGUCAGGAUACUGUAGAUAUGGAGGAAAUACCAUUAAACAAUUUACAACAGGAAUCUGAAGAAAGACGUAAAGUUCGUCAUGUAUUUGAAAGUCGUGAUGCUGAUGGUGAUGGUUUACUUAAUAUACAUGAACUAAAAGGUCUUAUAACUGCUGGCGUCUGUAGCGAUAUACCGCCAAAUGUGGCACAACAAAUUCUUAAAAUGUCCGACACAGACAAUAAUGGCUAUUUGGAUUUCGAGGAAUUUUAUCGUAUGUCUCAGAAGCAUCCAUGGUUGAUAAGAAAUGUACUGACAAGAUAUUGUCGUUUGGUGGUGCCGCCACCCAAGCCCUUGGCAGGCGAUGAGUUGGAUGGUGCCUAUGAAAAACAAAUGUCUAUAUGUCCACCUCCUUUAACUAUGGUCAUAUUCUCUUUGGUUGAAAUUAUAAUGUUUCUCAUAGAUGUUAUACAUUUUCAAGAUGAUCCCGAUAAUAAUCGCCGCAUUGGUGAGAGCACAAAUGGCCCGGCUGCCACACUGUUUAUCUACAAUCCCUAUAAACGUUUCGAGUCCUGGCGUUUUGUUUCCUACAUGUUUGUUCAUGUCGGCAUUAUGCAUUUGUUUAUGAAUCUUAUUAUACAAAUAUUUUUGGGUGUUGCCUUGGAAUUAGUACAUCAUUGGUGGCGUGUGGCUUUGGUUUAUUUGGCCGGUGUAUUGGCCGGUUCAAUGGGCACAUCUCUUACCAGUCCUCGCAUAUUUUUAGCUGGUGCUUCGGGUGGUGUUUAUGCCUUGAUUACAGCUCACAUAGCUACGAUUAUAAUGAACUGGAAAGAAAUGGAAUAUGCCAUUGUACAACUUCUCGUUUUUCUCAUCUUCUGUUUUACCGAUUUGGGUACAUCGAUAUAUCGUCACAUUACCGAUCAACAUGAUCAAAUUGGUUAUAUGGCCCAUUUGUCGGGAGCUGUAGCUGGCCUACUGGUGGGCAUUGGAGUAUUACGGAAUCUAGAAGUACGUCGCUGGGAACGUAUACUAUGGUGGAUUGCUGUUAUUUUCUAUUUUGCCCUAAUGAUGACUGGUAUAUUGAUACAUGUUUUUUUACCCGACUAUUUUCCCCGCCAAGAGUACAAUUAAUUGAAUAAUAAAUGCUUACGAAUAGACAACAAACAAAAAAA
Molecule: messenger RNA, 1566 nt
Organism: Calliphora vicina (urban bluebottle blowfly)
Lineage: Eukaryota; Metazoa; Arthropoda; Insecta; Diptera; Calliphoridae
Gene: rho-4
Product: rhomboid-4
Exons: 5
Coding region: 353-1525 (390 amino acids)
Cellular component (GO): membrane
Molecular function (GO): calcium ion binding; serine-type endopeptidase activity
Source: RefSeq, a predicted model, not a curated record